AUGGCGAAGUACGAGUUCAUUCGUCAGAUCGGGCAAGGUAACUUUGGUGCUGUAAUGCUCGCGCGCGAAAGGGACAGUUCAAAAAUAUACGCUGUCAAAGUGAUUUCCUUGUCUCAACUGCGAAUUGAAGGCUCUUCGAGGAAAGCCCUGGAUUCAGCCUUAAGGGAAACUGAGCUGUUCUCAGGCUUUUCUCACCCAUUCAUUGUAAAUUGCAGGCACUCUUUUGUGGAAGACGGUCAGUUGCAUAUCGUGAUGGACUACGCUGAUGGUGGAGACCUUCACGGUCGAAUAGUUAGGAUGAGGGCAAAGCAUUCAGUUUUCGAUGAGAGCACUAUUCUGCGAUGGUUCGUGCAGCUGUGCUUAGCCGUAAAUUUUUUACAUGAGAAAAACAUUCUGCAUCGGGACAUAAAGUCGAGCAACGUCCUCCUAGACGGUCAUGACCCUGGUUCAGUGAAACUCGGAGAUAAUGUAAUUGGAAAGGUUUUUCAGAAUAAUCAAGACCUCGCCAACUUGCCAUCUGGCGCUCCUUGCUACAUUUCGCCAGAGAUAUGCGAGGAGAGGCCACAUAGUGACAAGUCCGAUGUCUGGUCACUAGGAUGUGUCCUGUAUGAGCUCGCGUGCCUGCGACUUCCCUUUGAGGGAGAUUCAGUACAAGCUGUUUCCGGGAGCAUCAAGAGAGGACAAUACUAUUCAGUGAACCCAAAGUAUUCAGAAGCUACCGCGAAACUCAUUGACGAGAUGCUGUCUGUUGACCCAGACAAACGGCCGUCAACAGCGCAAAUUCUAAGUAGACCGCAUCUGCAGCCGCACUUGCAGCUGAUCUUGCGAGAGCAGAAACGCCAAACUGCGCCGCCUGCUCCAACGACCUCCUUGGAUUCCACGACGCUUUGUGUGUUUUCAAAAGUCAGGGGCCAGGUUUUCGGCAUCUCGAGGUAG
Neospora caninum is the source of this 936-nucleotide messenger RNA. RefSeq lists its product as hypothetical. The transcript is spliced from 3 exons. Gene Ontology annotation, molecular function: protein kinase activity; ATP binding. The record is from RefSeq and is a predicted model, not a curated record. NCBI's taxonomy places the organism in Eukaryota, Apicomplexa, Conoidasida, Eucoccidiorida, Sarcocystidae. The coding region runs from base 1 to 936 and encodes 311 amino acids. Gene Ontology annotation, biological process: protein phosphorylation.